This is a messenger RNA of Schistosoma bovis, 5611 nucleotides long. The record is from the annotation of a GenBank genome assembly. Lineage: Eukaryota; Metazoa; Platyhelminthes; Trematoda; Strigeidida; Schistosomatidae.
UAGUAGUGGCGCUGAAACCGGGGGUUUGAGGAAUCAAUUUUAAAUGAUUAAUCUCGUAUGAAGUAAUCAGUCAUAGUAAGAAAAAAUGAUAAUGAAAGAAAAUGUCGAAGAUUUUCCCAUGGAUGAACUUUCUGUAUCAUCUACAAACCGUGAUAUUUCAUCAUCAUUCCCUGAUUUAGCCAAUUCAGAAUUGUUUAUCCCACAUCCUACUUACAUUCUACCUACAUGCUCUUCAGAUGAAUCAAAUGAUAAUUUAAUUUGUAUGAAUUUCGAAUCAAAUCAUUACUUAAAAGAGGCCAUGAAUACUAUGUAUGAAUUAUUUCAGUCUCGAAAAUUAACUGAUGUCACAUUAUGUGUAAAUUCAGAAUCAAUUCAAUGUCAUCGAAUUGUUCUAGCUGGUGCUUCGCCAUAUUUCCGAGCUAUGUUCACUGGUGAAAUGCGUGAAGCACUUUUACAUGAAAUUAAAUUACAUUACAUAUCGGCAAGUGCUUUAAAAAAGCUAAUCGAUUUCGCAUAUACAGGUAGAAUACAAAUAAGUGAACGGAACGUAUGUGAAUUACUCAUAGCUGCUUCUAUGAUUCAAAUGUCUCAUGUUGUCCAAGCUUGUUGUAGUUUUUUAAAGCAGCAAUUACAUCCUUCAAAUGCUAUUGGAAUUCAAGAGUUUGCGCAAUCAAAUAAUUUUUCCGAAUUAUCGUUUGCUGCUCAAAAGUUUAUUGAUCAAAAUUUUAGCGAAAUAGUAAAACAUGACGAGUUUCUAGGACUUCAUCCUAACCAACUUUUAACUUUAAUUAAACGUGAUGAAUUAAAUGUACGAACUGAAGCGGAAGUGUAUAACGCUGUUAUCAGAUGGGUAAAUCAUAAUAGAAAUUCAAGAUCAUCUACACUGCUUGAAGCUUUGUCUGCCGUCAGAUGUUAUACACUUCCUCCUACAUUUAUACAAGGACAAAUAAAAAAUUGUAGUCUUCUUGCAGGUUUCACUCCUGCAAAAUCUCACUUGCAAAAUAUUCUAGAUGAUCUUAUUAAACACCGUCAUAUCUCAAUAAAUAAACGGACAGCUGGGUCAAUGGAGAUUCUUUACUCAGCUGGUGGUUAUCUGCGUUAUUCACUAAGUGCAUUUGAAUGUUACAAUCCAGUUACAGCUAAAUGGAGACGUCUACCAGAUAUACCUAGCCCACGUAGUGGCCUGUCUGCUUGUUCUGUACGUAGUUGCGUUUAUCUUGUAGGAGGCAGAAAUAAUAAUGAACAAGGAAAUAUAGAUGCACCUCACAUGGAUUGUUAUGAUCCAAGAAAAAAUUGUUGGACUACAUGUGCUCCUAUGUCAGUGCCUCGUAACAGAGUUGCUGUUGGUGUUGUCGAUGAUAUGAUUUAUGCUGUUGGUGGUUCAACCAAUACAAUGCACCAUAAAAGCUCUGAAAAAUAUGAUCCAGAUAUGGAUCAAUGGAUACCGAUAGCUUCUAUGAAUAGUCGACGGAUUGGAUUAGGUGUUGCUGUACUUAAUCGUUUAUUAUACGCUGUUGGUGGUUUUGAUGGUGAAAAACGUUUGAAUACAGUUGAACGUUAUGAUCCGGAAAAAGAUAAUUGGGAAGAGUUAGCUUGUUUGAAUCGAGCUAGAUCUGGUGCAGGUAAGUUUGGAGUUACUUAUUUACUUUGUAUAUAUAAGAUUCACGUAUUUUAUACUAGACUUUAAUCCUAAGUUUUUAAAAUGUUGAUUUUAUGAGGUCGGUCGAAUAGCUGUCAGUGAUUUAAGAAAGGGCGAGGGAGGGAUAGAAGUGUUUCGUUAGUAUAAUAUUAGUAUACAAUUUGAUUUUCCUCAUUGAAGUGUACUUGUUUUCUCGUCAAUAUGUUCCAUUUUCGUCUCUUUUUUUGUUGUCCUUCCUCCCAUCUUUAACAAAGUAUUCUUUUGAAUGCUUUGUCUCAUUCUUUCUUCACUGUCUUGUGCACAAUUCUCUUACCUCUCUCUCUCUCUCUGGUGUAUGUAUGUUGGUAACGCUUUUUUGUAUAGUAGCAUCUACAUGGUAAAUCAUGUGUCCAUCAGUUUGACAUUUCUUACCCAGUUAUAUCUUUUUUCAUGCUAUCACUAAGGUUAAUUUGAAGUGUUACAUGAUUAGGAAUUGGUUAAUCAGUUGGUUUACUUAUUAAAUCAUGUUGGUAAAAGGUAUACUAAACAGUUUAUAGUAUAGUUUACAAUUCAGUUACAAUAUACAAACUUUUUAAACGUCAUAAUCAGCACAGCAGAAAUAAAGAAAAUUAAACUGUGUAGGUGGAUAUAUUUCUAGAUAAUGGACAGAGUAUUUUUUUUAUCAGUCAUUCAGACAUUUGUGUUGGUAGGUUAAUCCCUAUAUGAGAACAGGUAGACGGUGGCUAUGGUUAAAUGAUUAACCUACUUACUCAUUAUAAAUUGACCCCACGCUUCUUCAUUUAAUUUAACAUGAAACUUUUAAAUAUCAUUAUCUGAUAUGUCAGAUUUUGUUUGGGUCGAUCAGUUUGUUGUACAAAUGACUUUAUUCUGAUCACUGGAUGAAUAUUCCGUAUUAAGGUAGCAUAAAGAGUUUGGAGCUCAUCAAUAAUGAAUACACCGAGGAUGAUCCUCUUUAUGUACACCAUACCAAGAAGUUAUUUGACAAUAAGAAAAACUAAAAUGUCAACUUUCUUACUGAAAGCGUUCUGUGUCAUUGGUGUUUUUGAAUCUCAUAGUUAAGUAUAUUUCAGUUUAUUAUUACUAUUAAUAAUAAUCAUAAACUUUUUAAUGAAUAACAUUGAAGGAAAAUAAAUAAAUUCAGUUCAAUGUCAAUCAAAACGGAGUUUUUUCCUCUUAAUAAAAGAAUAGAAUAACGUUUCAUUGGGUCAACUGAUUUUUGACUGGAAUAAAGUUUCUCGAAUAACCACUAAGCUUCUGUCAUAUAUAUAUAUAGGGAAUUAUAAUAAGUCACUUUUCAUUAUUAUUAUUAUCCAACACAAUAGUUUGUUCAUUUUUAGACAGCAUACUCAUUUUGUUUAUUAGACAUGUCCAAAUCAAUGUUUCUGACCAUACUGUGUUUAAACCAGUCAACAGAGCAAGACAGUAUGACUCAGCUAAAUGCAUUGACUCAUACACAUUUUUCACGUCGUCACGACUUAAUCUUCGCUUCUCAUUGAUCUUGUUUGCUAUUCUUCUUUCUACUGAUACUUGUUAUUUUCUUUCUGUUGAAUAAUUCGUUUACGCAGUUUGACUUCUCUGUUUGUAUAUCUUUACGUCCCUAUGCACGUGUGUGUCUAUGCCUACAUCUCAGAAAGAAUCUUCAUUAUUUUCUGGUACACGUAGCCUAAUUGUCUAGAUUUUUUUUUCUCUCACUAAAUUAUUUUGAUAUUCAUGUCGAUUUUGACUUUUGUUAAUUUAUCAACUUAUUAUGUUAUGCAUUUAUCUGUAAUAGCACAACAUCUUCAAUCGUAUGUGUACACGUAUAUCUAUAUAUCAGCAGGUAGUAAAGAAGUAGAAAAUGUGAGAAAUCCUGUGCGUAUUCACUUGUGUGUAUCAGUAAAAAAUAGGAGAGAUUGUCUAACUUUUUUUUACCUGUCUAUCUAUUUAUCCAUUUGGUCUCUCGUCUACUUGCCUAGCUGUCUAUCUACCUAACGGUUAUUUACAUUUAAUAAUUAUCUACUUCGCCUAAUAGUGAUAAUUAACUUCUUUUUUUAUCCAAAUCAUCGUAGACUGUAUUUGGUUUAUUAUAAUUAAAACUAUUAUCCGUAGACAGACUGUCAGUUGUUUUGUGCUCUAAAGACUUGUUGUUGUUAUGAUUAUUGUUUUUUCGUCGUUGUUGUAGUCAUUAUCAACAUCGUUUACUUGUACGUACGUAUGUAUGUAAGUAUGCAUAUACAUAAACACACACAUACACAUCUGUGUCUGGGUCCAAUUUCAGAUUGGUAUUAUCAACCCGUUUUGUUUUAUGUAUGUUGCCAAUCUGUUCUCUUUUCUCACCAGAUCAACAAUGUUGGUAUUCUCUGUCUGGUUUUCCUCUUGUCGUUGUCCUAUCUUUUUCAUAACUUCUUUUUAACAAUACUAAUGUCUGUCUGAUAAUACCAGUCCCUGUCUAUUUAUUGAUUUGUCUAAUUAUCAUAUGGUCCCUACCGUUAGUAGUGUAAAACAUACGUAACAGUUUAGUAGAAUGUUUAUAUGGAAUAUUUCGGCUUAGUUAUAAACGAAAUACAGUUUAUUAUUUAGAAAAAAUAGGAUGACAGUUUAACAGUUUUGUCGUAAAAAAUACUGUGUAAAAAACACUUUUCAUAUUAUUAUUUUUACUUUGAUUAUUAUUGUCAUUAUCACUAUUAUUUGUUCAAUAUACAUUUCAUAUAUCUCGCUUUCCUAUGAGUAGUUUGGCUUUAUUUAAACUUACUGGUCAAAGCUAUGGAAAUUAGCGGAUUUUUCCAAAUAAAUCCAUUGUUCGAAGAAUUAAAAAUAUUUCAUUGAAGCCAUGAUCCGAUCAAAGUUAGUCCACCAUUGAAAAAAUGGAAGCACUGGACAACCGUUUCGUCUUAGUACGGGACUCAACAGUGGGCAUCCACGACUCCGCAACCGGGAACCGAACUUAAAAUCUUUGGUCUUGGGCACAAAAACUUAGCCUCUAGACUACUGAACUGAGGUCUAGUGUGUACAAGUCUAACUUCAAUCAGUCAAUGACAGCACACGAUUAUCUUCCAAUGUCUUCGGUCAGUACUUUCCUCACACCCUCAAUAUGGCUUGGUCCCACUAGUUAAAAGUAUUGACUGAGUCCCAGAAAAAAUGUUGGGUCGAAGAACAAGAAACAUCUUCAACGAUAACAUCAGUAUUUAUCUGAUAAUCCCCAACCCACUCUAGGAUAUUAAUAGUCAAGCGUUUAGUUCAUUGUGGCAAUGUAUUUUAAAUCAACAAACUAACUGAUUAUUAUUACUAUUAAACAUACGACGAGCACAUCAUUUUUAGUUCACUUUGCUGCCAUCCAAGAGUGUACAUUGCAGAUUUCAAUCAGUUCAUGAUAUUGUGAUCAUAUUCUAGUAUCAUUGUUGAAUAACUAUCUUAUACUUGAUAUGGUUUAACUCCAUUAGUCGUAGCUCCUCAGAAUUCCUGGAACAGGAUUAUUACUAUUAUCAGCAUACGGGAUUUGUGGAGAUUGUUAGAUUUACAUCGAUGACAUCAUGAGCUGAUGUUAGUUAGCUAUCCAAUGGUUGUUUAACUAAGUUCAGCCAAUUAUGUAGUCCAUGAUAGUUUAUUAUUAUAUGACGUUUCCUCAGAUGGUGAAUAAGUGACUACUUCAUAGUAAUUAGAUGAUGAGAAUUUUUAGAAAUUUUUGAAGAAAAUAAGAAUUAUAUUCGUGUAGAAGUUAAGACUAUUAUUUGUUAAAAAAACUAUGUACUACUCUACACUAAACAGUUGUCUAGUCAUUUUUGGAUAUUGUUUUAUUUAUUUAUUUAUUUUAUCACAUAGAUAUUGGUACAAGGGUGCACCAAAUAGAUAUGCACUACACAAAUCUCAUUUGAUUUGUGUGAGAGCUGUGAUACUUCCCGAGUGCCCAAAUCGAAGCAGGUGGUUUUUUACGGGGCCACACUCGGAGCCUUCGACUUGAAGGUCUGAUUUACAAGGCAGUGGAGCAUCGUAAGG